Drepanopeziza brunnea f. sp. 'multigermtubi' MB_m1 is the source of this 3213-nucleotide messenger RNA. RefSeq lists its product as uncharacterized. The record is from RefSeq and is a predicted model, not a curated record. Gene Ontology annotation, biological process: exocytosis; Golgi to plasma membrane transport. Lineage: Eukaryota; Fungi; Ascomycota; Leotiomycetes; Helotiales; Drepanopezizaceae. Gene Ontology annotation, cellular component: exocyst.
AUGGCCCGGCCCGGGGGUUAUGGAGGAUUCAGCAACGAAACCUAUGCGAACGGAAAUGGGAACGGGAAUGGAAAUGGAGGGGGUUAUGGGGCACCGAUCAGAGAAACAGGCGACUACGAUCUAUACAGUGGAGGCUACGAAGAUCGCUAUGGCGCUACUCCAAUAAAGCUGCCCUCGACUCCGGCUGCUAGAAGCGCAUUUGCCCGCCCUCCGCGGCUUGGGCCAGAAAGCAAUGCAGAGAAGCAAAUAGGAGAGGUGCUAGAACACAUUAAGGCAGAAUGGCCGGCUAUGUGCCAGAACGAAUGUGUGCCUGUCCAUGUUGCGCUUCAGCUACUAGAUACCAGCUCCGUUGGACGAGCCCACGAGUACCGACAAUUUGAAAAGACACAUCGGUAUCUGCAGGACUCUUUAAAAGCUAUUGUUCAUGAGCACCAUCAAGGCUUCAAUAGUUCGAUUGGUACAUUUCACAAGAUUCAAUCGAGCAUACAGACUUCGCAGAAAAGGGUUCGGACACUAAAGGAAUCUUUGACACAAUCAAAAUCGAAUCUCUCUACAACGGACCCGGAGCUAAAGAAGUUGGCGACAGCAUCACAAAGUUAUGAAGAUUUAAUACACAUGCUCUCGGAGAUUGAGGAUCUACGACUGGUACCAGAUCAGCUAGAAGCGCGGAUAUCUGAAAAGAGAUUCAUGACUGCGGUUGACAUAUUGCAGACAGCUCUUCGACGGAUAAGAACACCAGCGCUGGAUGAAAUAGGGGCUUUAAGUGAUCUGAGAAGCUAUCUGGAAAACCAACAGACUGCUUUAACCGAUAUCCUUAUUGAAGAGCUUCAUGACCAUCUAUACCUCAAAUCACCAUAUUGUCAGGAACGAUGGCAGAGCUUGGCAAAGGGCCAAGGUAAGCCAGGCAAAGAGGUUCCCGAAAGGGCAGCCUCUGUUCGGCCUUUCUAUGAAGUAAUAGACGACAUGGAUCUCACUCAAGUUAUGGUGGAAGAUCCAUCCAGGAACCCAGAGGCGGACACAUUUUAUUACAUCAGUUUGCUGGUAGAAUCUCUGAACAAACUUGGCCGCCUCGAAUCUGCCGUAAACACGAUCAAGCAGAGACUCCCUGUGGAGCUUUUUGGAAUUGUAACUGAGACCAACAGUGAGGUUGAUCAGAAGCACCCAAGUUCUUUGAGAGGUGGGCUUUCAGACUCACAUGGGAAUCAGGCCUUCGGGAGUCGGGAGAAUAGUGUUCGAGCAGAUGUUAUUUAUGACUUGCUCUGGACACUUUAUGCCAAAUUCGAAGCCAUCGCGGAAAGCCACAGGGUCUUUCAUGAUGUUGUAAAAGCCAUUUUGAAGAGAGAAGGUGACAGGGACUCAUCGAUGCUGCUGGGUGGGUUCAGAGAACUAUGGAAUUUGUACCAGAACGAAAUUCGGUCGUUGCUGCACAACUACGUUACCACUGAUACAGAUGUCUACCAAUUCAAUACUUCGCCCAAAAUUGGGGGUCCUAAACAAGACUCAAACCGAGAGCAGCUAUUCUCAUUCUCGGAUGCCGAUUCGAAGUCGGUCCAGAUGACUACGGAGUAUCAAGACCUAGAGGGCAUAAUCAGAGCUGCCGUUCCCGGCCUCAUGUCAAGCCGGAAGCACGUCGCGGAUGGAAAGAAAGCCUCUGGCAGAGCUGAAGAGGUAAACGGACGGCGUGAAGCAAUCACGUCGGUCUACGAUAAAUCUGGUGGUAUCGGAGCUCACAAAUCAUUAGUCGAGCCAAGUGUCUUCAAUAUGAGCCUCCUCUUACCUCCCACCCUGGGGUUCUUACAAAGGCUGAAGAACAUCGUUCCACCUGGAUCGGAUCUGGCCACGAGCACUUUGACCUCUUUUCUCGACAAUUUUCUCGUCAAUGUAUUUCUUCCUCAGCUUGAUGAGACUCUUGGGAAUCUCAGCGAUACAGUGUUUGAGGAGUCGGACUCGUUCCAGCAAGAUCCUCAGUGGACCAAGAUUGCUCGACGGCCUGUGUUUAAGGGCACUUCGGCUUUCUUUGCUCUAAUCACUGCCUUUUGCCGAAUGUUGGGUACUAUACCUCACGAUCAAGCCCUCAGUUCACUUAUCGUCACUCAAAUGAUGCGUUACUACGACCGAUGCUAUGACUGGUUCAGAUCCUUAGUCUCACGUGUUCGGGAUUCGGAUGGACCAACCUUGAAGCUGUCAGCGCUAUUGGCAAGUGGGCCGGACGAGAUAUACGAAACGAUGCAGAGGCUCUGGACAUCUGAGGAGAAAGACCGAGAUCUGUUGGAAAAAGAAACCGGUCUGCUCAUAAUCAAGACCAAUGAGACGCCACUGCGUUUAGACGACAUCAUACUCGAUCGUGAGACGAUUUCUUCCUUGUGUGUACUUUACACUAGCAUGAAAUGGCUCGCCAUCAAGGUCGAUCAACUUCGUCACAUCACUCGCAACGAUAUCGACUCUUCCCGGACAACCAUGCAGAAGCCGAUCAAAAGGCGAUGGACUCUUGUCAAUGACGCGGCAAGGGGUCAAGACAACCGAGUCUCUGUCUACUUGCCAAUGACUCAAGAGACAGUUGUUGCCUUCGAUUCGGUAGUCUCUUCCUACCAGGAGCUUGCCGGGACAGCGCUCCUCACACUGCACAUGGAAAUUCGCUGUCAAAUCAUCCACUCCCUCGCCAUCGCCCUCUCCCCAGAAUCAGCACCCUACCUCCUCGAACAAGUUGUCAAUGACCCCGAUCCCCGCAUCCUCGCUCUGAACGCCGAUCUCGUCUCGUACGAUGAAACCAUUACCAACUUCCUCCGCGAAAGGGAAAUCUCCUUCAUCCGCACCGGUCUCGGGCUCCUGAUCGACACGUUUCUCGUGACGAACGCCAGCAUGGUGAAAGCCAUGAAUGCAAACGGUUGCGGGAGAAUGCAGCUCAACAUUCUCGUUCUCCAGCAGAAUCUAAAGAAUAUCGAAGCAGAUGUCAAUCUUGACCGCGCAUGCAAAUUUUAUGACCUGUUCACCGCAGGCCCCGAUGCUAUUGUCAAGCAUGCCAACGACGAGAGAGAUUCCGGGAUCAAAGAAAAGGGGAUUAAGGAGCUAUUUAGCUUGGAGGAGUUGAAGAUGUUGAUGGAACUAUGUUACAGCGAACAGCUGAAUAGUCCUGAGAGGGGCACCAGUACGGUUGCGACGAGAGGCAUGAAUGAGCAUCAACUGUCGUUAAGUGAGACUAUGUGGGAUAGCUAG